This is a messenger RNA of Sycon ciliatum, 2144 nucleotides long. Its product is annotated as protein lin-9 homolog. Gene Ontology annotation, cellular component: transcription repressor complex; nucleoplasm. Gene Ontology annotation, biological process: regulation of cell cycle; DNA-templated transcription; regulation of transcription by RNA polymerase II. NCBI's taxonomy places the organism in Eukaryota, Metazoa, Porifera, Calcarea, Leucosolenida, Sycettidae. The transcript has a single exon. The coding region runs from base 123 to 1847 and encodes 574 amino acids. Gene Ontology annotation, molecular function: DNA binding. The record is from RefSeq and is a predicted model, not a curated record.
AGGCCUACAGGUUUUGCUGCUACGAAUGGUUUUACUCUACGAUAGACAAGCCUCUCUUUGAAAACGACAACGACGAUUUUUCAAGUCUUCUAAAAGCCUGCUUCCCCAACCUGAAGACGCGGAUGCUGACCAAAGCCCAGUGGGGGCACGUGCGGAGACUAAUGGGCAAGCCAAGACGUUGCUCGGCAGCGUUUUUGGCUCAGGAGCGGCGCUCUCUAGAGGAGAAGCGGAAACUGAUCCGAACCCUCCGAGCGAACAAGCCGGUCGGGUCGUUCAACUACAAGAACAUGGAGUUGCCGCGGGAGAUUCCGGCGGCGCUCACAAUCGGCACCAACGUAACAGCUUGGUUACAUGGCUCUCCUAGUGAGAACAUGUUCGGUUUGUUCACUGGCGUUGUGGAGGCCAUCGACCAGGCCAACGGACAGUACAGAAUACGAUUCGAUCGGAAAGGUCUCGGGACUCACAAUGUACAUGACUGCGAUGUUCUGAGUAACUCGCGUGUGGAGACGAUGCCUAUUUCACCGAUGCCUCCCAUCCCACCUUCUCAUGAAAAGCACAAUUUUCAAUUCAGUCCAUUAUUCACGCCCGGCCUGACACCGCCCAAGUUGGUAACUGGCACUCCGGGUGGCACCUCUCUACCAAGACUGCUCAACGACCCACACAUGGGAGCACAGGGUGUCACGCCAAUCUACAACAGCACGCCCAUCGCAAAACAGUCGGUCCCUGCGAGCUCAACGAACGGCACCGGCAACACGGAAAUGCUGCGUGGCUUCCCAACGGACUUCUUACGUGUCGUGGCUCAGCUGACUAAGAUACUGUCGUUCAAGCGCGAGCGUAUCAACCGACUCAAGGAGCUCAACUCCGAAGCAGAGAGACUGGAUCUUAUCCAGCAGCCGCGCAGUGCAGAGUUUCAGCAGCAGUAUUCCUACGUGCUGCUCGAUCUGGAGGCUCUGAACUUGCAUCUGAAUCAAACCAUGCCCAGGGUGACCAUGUGGUGUGGAAAGCUGAAUCCCAACAGUGUUGAUUUGCCAAUGUCCAUACCGGAUGCGUGCAACAACAGAGCGUCUCAGAUGGUUGACAGCUUCAACGUCAGUCCUAACGGGACUCCACGUGUGCGUAGUGAUCGUGCGGUGCUCCUGAUUACAAGACUUGUGUCACUCCUUCUGCAACUUCAAGAGGCAAGUAGAGGGAACACGGUCAACGCGUAUGAGCUGGGUUGCAUCCACGAGUCGCUGCAGGAACUCAAGAGCAACCCAAACAUUGUCUCAGCGUCCAAUGUUGGGAUGUUUGAGAACAGUGUUGAGGUGCACAUCCAGCACAUCAUGACCGGUCUCUAUCAGCGCGGCUCGCUUUACCAGUACAGCAUGGCGCAGGCGCAGCUGCAGCCAGUGCCACCGCCGGCGCAGCCUCACCAGCCACCGCCACCCCCACCACCACCGGUAUCACAGCUGCAAGCACUGCCACCACAGGCACCACCUCCACCACCACAGCCGCAUUCUCAGCAGCAACAGCAGAGUUCACAAACAGCAUCGCAGCUCCAGCAACCAGUCUUCCAGCAGACGCCGAGAACGCUGCAGGUGCAGCAGACACCGGCAGCCCAGCAGCAACAACAACAACAGCAACAACCUGCCAGCAUACCAGCGUCGGCAGCUGCAAUUGGCCAGCAAGUUGUGAGCAGUCACUUGCACACAAUAUCCCUGUCGGCUCUACCCAGCAUGGCGCCCACCAACGCCAGCUCCAGUACUCGGCCAGCAGAGCAAGACAUGCAGGUACAACCCCAAGCGCAAACAACACAGCAAGCGCAGCAGCAGUUCAUCCCUGUGCCUGCACAGCCGGGUGCGUUUUGAUAACCGCUUUCGUUUUGGAUCGCUGCUGCCCUGUGUCCUGGGUGUUCCGUGACACAUUGCGUUUGGCAGUAUUGUACAAAGCCAUUCUCCUUCCGUCCCCUCCAAGAAGUCAUGUAUUGUCCGUAUCUUGAACUGAUCUGUCAGUCCUGGCCAGGCACCGGUACGUUCCAUCACUGCAGCGCUGCGCAGGUGUCCAGCUAGCCGGCAUGCGGUGUCUGGUUGACGUGCUUGUUUGAAUGCUAGACUGAGUUCUAGCCUAGCCUCACGUCAAUCUCUACUCAGUGAGUACAGUGUCCG